CCGACGGCGGCACCUCCGAGGAGGUCAUGCAGAUCGACGUGGAGGUGGAGGAGCCCGGCGACCCGCCGGCCGCCCAGCUGGUCACCUGGCAGGUGGAGUACCCGGGUGACGUCACGUCCGACCUGGGGGUCUCCGAGAUCUACGUGAGGCAGAAGGACUUGAUCGGCGUCAUCCCUCUGGCCAUGGAGGCGGACAUCCUGAACACGGCCGUCCUCACGGGCAGGGCGGUGGCCGUCCCGGUGAAGGUGGUGUCCGUGGAGGAGGACGGCGCCGUGGCGGCCCUGCCGCAGUCGGUGGAGUGCAGGUCGUCGGACGAAGACGUGAUCAAGGUGUCGGACCGCUGUGACUACGUCUUCGUCAACGGCAAGGAGAUGAAGGGCAAGGUGGACGCGGUGGUGACCUUCAGCUACCAGCACCUCAGCGGGGCCCUGGAGAUGACGGUGUGGGCGCCCCGGCUGCCGCUGCACAUCGAGGUCUCGGACGCCGAGCUCAACCAGGUCAAGGGCUGGAGGGUGCCCGUCGUCCCCAGCGGCAGGCCGGCUCCGGACAGCGAGGAGGAGGAGGACGCGGAGCGGCGGGGGCGGGGCUGCGCCCUCCAGUACCAGCACGCCAUGGUGCGUGUGCUGACGCAGUUCGUGGCCGAGUCCGCCGAGCCCGGGGGUCACCUGGCCCACCUGCUGGGCUCCGACUGGCAGGUGGACGUCACGGAGCUGGUGAAGGACUCCAUGCAGGUGGAGGAGCCGCGGGUCGCCCAGCUGCACGAGGGGCAAGUGCUGGUUGGCCGGGAGCUCGGGAUGACCACCAUCCAGGUCCUGUCCCCGCUGUCGGACGCCAUCCUGGCUGAAAAGACCAUCACGGUGCUGGACGAGAAGGUGACCAUCACCGACCUCGGGGUGCAGCUGGUCUCAGGGCUGACGCUGUCCUUGCAGCUGAGCCCGGGGAGCAACAGGGCCAUCUUCGCCACCGCCGUGGCCCAGGAGCUCCUGCAGAGGCCCCAGCAGGAGGCGGCCCUCAGCUGCUGGGUGCAGUUCAGCGACGGCGCGGUCACGCCCUUGGACAUUUACGACGGGAAGGACUUCGCCUUGGUGGCCACCUCCUUGGACGAGAAGGUGGUCUCCGUCCGCCGGGACCCCAGCUCCGGGUGGCCCGUCGUGGCCGCCGCGGAGUCCGAGGGGCAGGGCGCGCUGGUGAGGGUGGACAUGCUCAUCAGCGAGUCCUGCCAGAAGUCCCAGCGGAAGAGCGUGCUGGCCGCCGGGACCGCCCCCAUCCGGGUGAGGUUCAGCCAGAGCGACGCCAGCCCCAACGCCAGUGACAGCGGACACGCGGGCGCGGGCGGGCGCCCCGGCGGCGACGGCAGGGACGGGAGGCCCCGCCAGCCCUCGCAGGAGUGGGGCGGCCGCGAGGGCCCGUCCCUCAGCAGCCCCUCCGUGGGCACCAUGGGCGGGGGACGGGCCACGACGGAGAGGUCCAGCUUCCCGAGGAGGCCCGGGCAGGAGGGCCUCUCCGACGGCCUCGGCGGCCGGCAGCCCGAGCCCCCCAGCCGUGCCCACGUCCCCACGCAGGGGGGGCGCGUCCCCGGAAGCCCUGGGGACGGGGAGGAGAGCGGCCUCCCGCAGGCCUCCCGGGGGCUGAGCGACCUGGAGAUCGGCAUGUACGCGCUGCUGGGCGUCUUCUGCCUGGCCAUCCUGGUCUUCCUGUCCAACUGCGUGGCCUUCGCCUGGAAGUACCGGCGCAAGCGGGAGCCCCUCCCGGAGCAGGAGGGGCUGAGCCACCCCCACGACUGGGUGGGCCUGAGCGGCCGGGCAGAGCUGCUGGGGAGCCACACCGGCUUCCCGUCGUCCCCGGGCGAGCGCGUGGCCGCCGUGGACAGCGGCCUGGACCUGGAGGAGAGCAAGUUCCUGCUGGGCACCGGCUCCCAGCACAGCCUGGGCGGGCAGCUGUUUGCACCCUCGGGGCCCACUGGCGAGGACAGGGACCGUCCCAGGGGCGAGCCCCCCGCGUCCCCCACCUCCAAGAGGAAAAGGGUGACGUUCACCACCUUCACCGCCACCCCCUCGGAGGACAGGGGCCCCGCCGUGCACGCCACGGGGUCGGGCGGCGAGGACCGCGAGGACUGGGUCUGCCCGGCCCUGCCCCCCGGGGACAGCCCCCCGGCCAGGCUCCGGGACGGCGUGUAAGCCGGUGGGCAUGGACGGUGGCUCUCCCGUGCCUUCCUGCCU
This is a messenger RNA of Phyllostomus discolor (pale spear-nosed bat), 2219 nucleotides long. It is a transcript of the gene TMEM132D, whose product is annotated as transmembrane protein 132D. The coding region runs from base 27 to 2177 and encodes 716 amino acids. Lineage: Eukaryota; Metazoa; Chordata; Mammalia; Chiroptera; Phyllostomidae. The transcript is spliced from 6 exons. The record is from RefSeq and is a predicted model, not a curated record.